UCCCCACCUCCACCCCAAUUUUGUGCAUUUGAUUGAAACGGUGCCCCAGGGCUGCAGCGGGAGCAUGCACAGGAGGCCUGCUCAGCUGAUCCAUCCGGGAUCUACUGCAACACCCAAAUCAGGAAGCGGUGGAUCUUCUUCCACCCCUCCUCUCUGCAAAGCCAGAAGACUCCUUUUGAGAGGGGGGGGCUUCCUGGCUUUGCAGAGAGAGAGAGAGAGAUGGGGGAGGGGUUUAAACUAGACCCGCAGUGCUGCUUUGAUCUCAUGGACCUGCGUCCCUAAUCGUGCACCUGGAAUCACUUCCUCCCUGCCCCCCACUUAGCCAGGCACAGCAGUGUUGUCAGUGCUGCACCACUGAGCCAGGGCCCUCAAAACUCUGGAGGGCUGCCACUGGGAGCGUCGUCCGGCGAGGGAGGGUGCCCCGGCAGGGAAGGAGUGUUAAGGCCCAGACCAGUAGUCCAGAUGCUCUACCUUCUCUCUAUCAGAUUGAAAAAAUAGAUUCAUGGCCCUCACAAGGAGGGACCUGACCCACUCCCCUCCCGCCCACUUUUUGUUUGAUUGUCUACAGUCACAAGUGUUUUGUUCUGGGAGAGGACCCGGUUGCUAGCCAGACUUUUUCCUCUCUCCUGAUUGUGUAAUAAUUUCAUCACAGAGCAGUAUCUUGGCUUUGCAGGACUCGGUAGCACCUGUAAUCAGGAUAAUCUUAGCCUUCAGACAGAAAUUAGAAGACGGGGGGAACAAGGAGUUCAUUCACUCCUGUUGGAUGAUUCUGCAGUGCAGAGAUCAAAGAUGGAAGAGCAAGGCUCAGCUGGCCCCAAAGCAAGAAGAGGUCCCCACAUCACCCAGGCAGGGAGCAGUGGGGGAUUCUGGGGAAGAACUGUGCAGAAGGCCCUGAGUGAGGAGGACACCCUCAGCUCAGAUGCGCAGCGCCAGCUCUUAAGGCAGUUUUGCUACCAGGAUGCUGAGGGCCCCCGAGAGGUCUGCAGCCGACUCCACCACCUUUACCGUCAGUGGCUGAAGCCAGAACAGCACACGAAAGCUCAGAUUCUCGACCUGGUGAUCCUGGAGCAGUUCUUGACUAUCCUUCCAGUGGAGAUAGAGAGCUGGGUGAGGGAAUGUGGAGCGGAGACCAGUUCCCAGGCGGUGGCCCUGGCAGAAGGUUUCCUCCUGAGCCAGGCAGAGGACAAGAAGCCAGCAAAGCAGAAGGUAAAGGAUCUGUUUGCAGAAAUGGGCACUGAUUCCCCUAAGGCAGAGAAGACUCCAUCGGACGCCGGUCAGAGGCCACUGGGAGAUGAAAUGAUUCUGGCAAGAUCUCCUCAGCCCUCUCAUCUUCGUGAUGGAGGGGAAUCAGCUGCUGUGGAGCCAGAUCAGCAUCCUGUGUCCUUUGAGGAUGUGGCUGUGUCUUUCACGGAGGAGGAGUGGGCACUGUUGGAUCCUGACCAGAAAGCUCUGCAUAUGGAAGUCAUGGAGGAAAAUGGUGGGAUCGUGGCCUCUCUCGGAUACAUCUGGGGGGUCAAGGCUGAGGGAGAACCAUCUGAAGUAUCACUGGAAAAAGCUGAGGAGCAAGUGCAGGAGCAGAAACUGAGGAGUCAAGAUGGAGGAAAGAGACAAGAGGAGAGACAGACUCACACAGGGGACAAACCUUAUCAAUGCUUGGAGUGUGGAAAGAGCUUCAGGUGGAGUAGCGCCCUUACGAUGCAUCAAAGAACUCACACAGGGGGCAAAGGUUAUAAAUGCUUGGAGUGUGUAAAGAGCUUCAGUCGGAGUAGCGACCUUACUUUGCAUCAAAGAACUCACACAGGGGACAAACCUUAUCAAUGCUUGGAGUGUGGAAAGAGCUUCAGUCAGAGUGACACCCUUAGUAAACAUGAAAGAACUCACACAGGGGGCAAAGCUUAUAAAUGCUUGGAGUGUGGAAAGAUGUUCAGGUGGAGUAGUGCCCUUACGAUGCAUCAAAGAACUCACACAGGGGACAAACCUUAUCAAUGCUUCGAGUGUGGAAAGAGCUUCAGGUGGAGUAGCAACCAUAUAGUGCAUCAAAGAACUCACAGACAGGACAGACCAUAUCAAUGCUUGGAGUGUGGGAAGCGCUUUAGUCAAAAUAGCACUCUUACUUCGCAUCAAAUAUGUCACACAGCGGACAAACCUUAUAAAUGUUUCGAGUGUGGAAAGAGCUUCAGUCAGAGUGGCCACCUCACUUCGCAUCAAAGAACUCACACAGGGGACAAACCUUAUCAAUGCUUGGAGUGUGGAAAGAGCUUCAGUCAGAGUAGCACCCUUAGUAAACAUGAAAGAACUCACACAGGGGACAAACCUUAUCAAUGCUUGGAGUGUGGAAAGAGCUUCAGUCAGAGUAGCAACCUUACUUCGCAUCAAAGAACUCACACAGGGGACAAACCUUAUCAAUGCUUGGAGUGUGGAAAGAGCUUCAGUCAGAGUAGCACCCUUAGUAAACAUGAAAGAACUCACACAGGGGGCAAAGCUUAUCAAUGCUUGGAGUGUGGAAAGAGCUUCAGUCGGAGUAGCAACCUUACUUUGCAUCAAAGAACUCACACAGGGGACAAACCUUAUAAAUGCUUGGAGUGUGGAAAGAUGUUCAGGUGGAGUAGUGCCCUUACGAUGCAUCAAAGAACUCACACAAGGGACAAACCUUAUCAAUGCUUGGAGUGUGGAAAGAGCUUCAGUCAGAGUAGCACCCUUAGUAAACAUGAAAGAACUCACACAGGGGACAAACCUUAUCAAUGCUUGGAGUGUGGAAAGAGCUUCAGUCAGAGUAGCACCCUUAGUAAACAUGAAAGAACUCACACAGGGGACAAACCUUAUCAAUGUUUGGAGUGUGGAAAGAGCUUCAGUCAGAGUAGCAACCUUACUUCGCAUCAAAGAACUCACACAGGGGACAAACCUUAUCAAUGCUUGGAGUGUGGAAAGAGCUUCAGUCAGAGUAGCACCCUUAGUAAACAUGAAAGAACUCACACAGGGGGCAAAGCUUAUAAAUGCUUGGAGUGUGGAAAGAACUUCAGUCGGAGUAGCAACCUUACUUUGCAUCAAAGAACUCACACAGGGGACAAACCUUAUAAAUGCUUGGAGUGUGGAAAGAUGUUCAGGUGGAGUAGUGCCCUUACGAUGCAUCAAAGAACUCACACAAGGGACAAACCUUAUCAAUGCUUGGAGUGUGGAAAGAGCUUCAGUCAGAGUAGCACCCUUAGUAAACAUGAAAGAAGUCACACAGGGGACAAAGCUUAUAAAUGCUUGGAGUGUGGAAAGAGCUUCAGUCAGAGUGGCACCCUUAGUGAACAUGAAAGAACUCACACAGGGGGCAAAGCUUAUAAAUGCUUGGAGUGUGGAAAGAGCUUCAGUCAGAGUGGCACCCUUAGUAAACAUGAAAGAAGUCACACAGGGGACAAAGCUUAUAAAUGCUUGGAGUGUGGAAAAAGCUUCAGUCAGAGUAGCACCCUUAGUAAACAUGAAAGAACUCACACAGGGGACAAAGCUUAUAAAUGCUUGGAGUGUGGAAAGAGCUUCAGUCAGAGUGGCACCCUUAGUAAACAUGAAAGAAGUCACACAGGGGACAAAGCUUAUAAAUGCUUGGAGUGUGGAAAGAGCUUCAUUCAGAGUAGCAACCUUACUUCGCAUCAAAGAAGUCACACAGGGGACAAACCGUAUAAAUGCUUGGAGUGUGGAAAGAGCUUCAGUCAGAGUGGCCACCUUGCUUGGCAUCACAGAACUCACACAGGGGACAAACCUCAUAAAUGCUUGGAGUGUGGAAAGACCUUCAGUCGGAGUGACACCCUUAGUAUGCAUGAAAGAACUCACACGGGACAAACCUCAUCAAUGCUUGGAGUGUGGAAAGAGCUUCUGUUGGAGAGGCAACCUUGCUUCGCAUCACAGAACUCACACAGGGGACAAACCUUAUAAAUGCUUUGAGUGUGGAAAGACCUUCAGUCAGAGUAGCACCCUUACUUCACAUCAAAGAUGUCACACGGGACGAACCUUAUAAAUGCUUGGAGUGUGGAAAAAGCAAAAAUGAGAUGCCUCUGACACAAGCACUAAGUUCCCCUUCUGACCCAUUUUAUGCCUCCUUCUAUAUCUUCACACCAGCCAUGCAAGGUAGGUUAGGCUGAGAAUUAGUGACUGGCCCAAGUUGGGAAGUGAGGAAAAAGAAUAAGUGACUUUAAAAUACAAAACUGCACAUGCUCAGAGUAUUUUCUUUUUGUUUAAUAAGGUUGCUAAAAUAUUUUGUGUUUGUGUUUUGCUGAGAGUUGUGAAACUACAUGCUCAGAGUAUUUUUUGUAAUCCAUGAAAGUUUCUGUAAUAAUAAAUGUGUUAGUCUUUAA
Messenger RNA from Rhineura floridana, 4334 nucleotides. RefSeq names its product zinc finger protein 271-like. The record is from RefSeq and is a predicted model, not a curated record. The coding region runs from base 790 to 3915 and encodes 1041 amino acids. NCBI's taxonomy places the organism in Eukaryota, Metazoa, Chordata, Lepidosauria, Squamata, Rhineuridae. Gene Ontology annotation, biological process: regulation of transcription by RNA polymerase II. The transcript has 5 exons. Gene Ontology annotation, molecular function: RNA polymerase II cis-regulatory region sequence-specific DNA binding; DNA-binding transcription factor activity.